GGCCGGAGCGCACCAGCCGACUCGACUGCGCGAGUGAGAGCGAGAGCAGAAAGCCCGCGCGCCCGCGCAGACACAGACGGAUACGGAGAGAGAGAGGUAGCGCAGCAAGCACAGCAGACGGAGGCGCGAGCGCGGCCGACUCGUGUUUUUAUUUAUUACAUUUGUGACUGGCUAGAGGGAAAUACACACACGUAGACACAGACACACGCUGCUCGCCCGGCGCGGACCACGGAGUCACUCCUCUCUGCCGCAGCUGAGCCACACUCUCGCGAGCCGGGACUUCGAGUGGAGAUACGUGCCUUGCAGAGCUGCUCUGCUCUGCUCUGUCACUCGUUCUCAUUCAUUCAGUGCGCGUGGACUACACCUGGACUCUGUGUUGUUGUGCGUAGCCUGCCUAGUGAAUUUUCCACUCGCGACGAUGGACCAGUGCCGUUGGAAUUAUCAUUAGUGCACACGGUAUAAUACGUAUAGAGAAGUGCGCGACAGCCCGGUGACACUGUGCGCGGCGGACACGUGACUGUCUCUCUCUCUCUCUCUCUCUCUCUAUCUCUUUUCCGACCAAGUCCAACCACGACGGCUCAAAAUGAUCUGAUAGGCCCCGCGUGGAUGCUCUCCGUCGAUUUAUCGAAGGACCGUCUAGCGUAUAGGACACGGGCUCCGAGCGGGAGCUGCGCGCAGCAGGCGUAAAAUGACUUGUACCCCCUGUCAGUGCUCUUAAGUUACCCAGGCGGUCCGGGCUAACCCGCGGAUCGUCUCCGUAGACUUGUGCACCAUCAAAUCAUCAACAAUUCAUCCCCUAGCGAAGAUCUAUCCGUGGUUCAGGGCCCAGCAUUCCGAGCGUCAGCUUUGGGGCAGCCCUGAGUUGCAGCAGUUGCAGCAGCACUACGAGGCUCGCCAGCAGCAGCAGCAGCAGCAGCACCACCAGCCGACGAAUCUAGCGCCCAUGGAUCACGGAGCGAUGGACAGCUCAUCGGAGCACAGCAGCCGGGCCAGCCCGAUCGGGACCAACAGUCCCAAGAACCCCAACAGCCCGGCGCAGAGUCAGUCGCAGGUGCACUCGCUGCCGAGCGCGCACCAGCAGCCCCACCCGCGCGACCAGCUGCAGCGCGAGCACAGCCAGGCUCAGCAGCAGCAGCACCAGUCCCACCGGAGCGUGCCGACGCCGGGCUCGCCGACGCGGGGCUCGCCGCCCCAGGGCUUGCCGCUGUCGCCGCCGCCGUUGUCGGGCGCGGGAGCCGGCGGCGGAGGCGCGCCGGCCGGCAUGGUCCCGAGGAUGCCGGGCCUGCCGCCGCCGGGCCUCGGCCUCCUGGGCCAGUUGGGCGGCAUGCUCGGCGGUCAUCACGGCCCACCGCUCGAGCUGAUGGCCGCCCACCACGCGGUCAUGCCGCCGAGGAACUUCAACAGCCCGCCGCCGAUCAGCUCGAGCGACCCCACGGCCAACGAGUGCAAGCUCGUCGACUACCGCGGCCAGAAGGUCGCGGCCUUCAUCAUCCAGGGCAAUACGAUGCUCUGCCUGCCUCAGGCGUUCGAGCUCUUCCUCAAGCACCUCGUCGGAGGCCUGCACACGGUCUACACCAAGCUCAAGAGGCUCGACAUCGUGCCGCUGGUCUGCAACGUCGAGCAGGUUAGGAUCCUCAGGGGGCUCGGGGCCAUCCAGCCGGGAGUCAACAGAUGCAAGCUGCUCAGCUGCAAGGACUUCGACGUGCUCUACAGGGACUGCACGACCGCCAGCUCCAGGCCAGGGAGACCACCGAAGCGGGCCUCUGUCAGCCUGAGCCUCGCCGCUAGUCAUUUGGCCGCCACGGCUGGCCAUCACGCGCAUCAACUCAAGAAGCAUCGCCUGGACAAUGGCGAUUACUACGAGAACGGACAUCUCGAAAGGGACCUAAAUCACCUAGCUUAUCGAUUCGGUUUAGAGGUGCCGCGACUGGAGAAAUCGCCGCUGCUGGCUAACGGCUACAAUCAUCCGCCGACGCACCUGAGCCACAUGCAGUUCAUGCAGCUAGGCGGCCACCCAGGCGCCGGUCACACGGCCAUUCUGUCCCCGGCGAGUCUACCCCAUCACCUACAGGCCCAGGCCCAGGCGAGAGCCGCCGAGCAGGGCCUCAAGGUCAACCACAACAUGACCAACAUGGAAGCGCUUGCGAGAUCCGGCGCGGUCUGGGACAACUGCCGGGCAGCCUACGAGGACAUCGUGAAGCAACUCGAAAGAUUGAGGGAUGAGCGAGGAGAGACCGAGAGGGCGCUGGCGUUGGAUCACAAGCAACGGGACCACAGCUCGCACAAUGGUUCCUCAAACGGUCACAGUCCAGUGCUGAACCUGUCGAAAACCGCUGGAAGCGGCAGCGUCGGCGAGCAUUCCGGAAGCGAGGCCGGCGGGUCGCAUCGUUCACAGGACGACGAGGAGGAAGAGGACAACCUUUCCGAGGAGCUCGAGAACGACGAGGAGAAAGACGAAGACAUGUCCGACGUGCCGGAGAACCUGCCGCUGGCGGCGCCGGGCUCGGAGAGCCCACAGGCCCUGAACUACUCGCAAAUCGCCUCGGCGGCGGUCGCGGUGUCCCAGGCCGGUGGACAGGAUCCCUCCUCGGUCUCGAGUACGGAGACCCUGCUAAGGAACAUUCAGGGCCUGCUCAAGGUAGCGGCGGACAACGCGCGCCAGCAGGAAAAGCAAAUCAACUACGAGAAAGCCGAGCUUCAAAUGGACGUGCUGAGGGAACGGCAAGUCAAAGACAAUCUUGAGAGGCAACUGCAGGACGAGCAGAAAAUUCGAGUUGUCUAUCAGAAGCGUUUGAAAAAGGAGCGAAGGGCCAGAAAACAAAUACAAGAUCAGCUCGACCUCGAGAUCAAGCGACGCACACAGCUCGAAGAUGCGCUGAAAGCUACGGGAGCGACGCCAGAGCAAGUCCGAGCGAUAACAGACAGCGUAACCGUAGAAUCCUCGCGAACGAGCGUCGAGCCUCCGGAGGACUCGCCGCUGGGUCACUCAUCGCAGACGGGCGGUCAGCCGGCCCAGUCGUCCCAGUCGUCGAAUUCGCAAUCGUCGGGCACGCAUCCACGGCAACAGCAGCAGCAAGACCAGCAGCAGCAACAGUCCCAGUCGCAGAAGCAGCAGCAGCAACAGCAGCAGGUCGCGGUGGCGGCAGCGGCAGCAGCGGCGGCCCAACAGUACAGGGAGGCGACACAAGCCGGUAGUGGAGUUCGCUCGUCGUCCCAGCAGCAACAGCAGUCCGGUCAGCCCCAGCAGCAGCCGCCCACGCCCGAGAAGCUCGGAUGGGGAUACAGUGGACUCGAUCUCAUCGGCAGCCAGGCCACGGCUUUGUGGCAGAACUACCAAGAUUCUCUGGCAGAGUUUGAACUGGAGAGAAAAUCGCGCCAGCACCCGACGGCCGAGAGGGACCAAGUCAAGUCCCCACUUCAAGAGUCUCGAGCAGGCUACUACAAAAACUCAGUCCUGUUCACCAGCGCAACCUAGAAGAGAUCGCAUUCAGCAGACGCGCGAUAAACGUCGCGGCUGGAGACUCUACUGCCACCGGUAUAAAGGGUGACGAACCGCAGAGGACGACCGAACGAAGAGAAGAAAAGCGCGUCACACUGCAUCGGAAACGAGAAGCGAAAAGAAGCGCUCGAUCGACGCCGGAAGCGAAGAGAAGAGGGACACGACAUAUCAAGGACCGAGCCAGAGUGAAGAUCGGGCGAAAAGCCAACCGGCGUCGAUUCUCUCUCGCGAGGUAGAGGAAGGGCUAUUAUAUAUUAACAGUAGGGGAGUCGCGCGAAUCAAGUAUACAUAAGUGAAAAUAUUAUAAAUACGUAUAAAUACAUGAUAUAUAAAGGCAGCGAGACCGAGAGAGAGAGAGAGAGAGAGAGAAAGAAUGGAUGAGAGAGAAAGAGGGUUAUAUGCAUUUCGUGUGUAGGUCGGAGCUAUAUAACGAAUAGUACACCAGUGCGUAAGAAAGCCGGGACAUUAUACGAUAUGAGACGAUAUUUGUAAGAGAGAGCAUCGUGUAGUGCGUGAAAGUGGGCGAGAGAGAAAGAGAAAGAACGAAGAGAGAUAUUUAUAAAGACUGCUUCACCAAGAGUACGCGAGUGUGUCUGUGCGAGAACGAGUGAAUUCCUAUAGUGCUGUUCUACGAGGUAAACGUUGUCGAAAGAAAUAAUGUACGAGGGAAGGGCAAAAGAUUAAAUAACGAUUAAAGAGACGCAGAAUCGACUAUACGUUCUAUAAGCGAUCGAACAAAAUAGUUAGUCCAUUAUAGCUUAAGGUACAAAUAAAUAAGGGAUUCAAAAAAAAGAACAAACGAGAGACUCAACUCGCUCGCUCACUCGGAUUCCGUCUUUUUCGUCUCGUGCUUCUAUAUCGUCAUCGCUGUUAUUAUUAUUAUUAUAUCCUCAUCCUCAUCCAUUAUCACUAAUAUAAUUAUUAUCAUCGCUAUUAAUUAUUAUCAUCAUCAUCGUAAACAACGCGUAUAGCAUCUACAUAAUAUUCUCGAGAUCGUGAACUGAGAGAAAGAGAGAGCAUCGGAUGAGCGAACGAGACGCGCGAAUAGGCGAAUGAAAAAGACAGGUAAAAUAUAUAGAACAGGUGCGCGCAUCGCACGGAGGACCCGACACGGAGAAGGGAUGAACACGUGGCCCAUUAUUAUUAUUAUAACGCAUUUUCCUUCUCCAGCGCGAGAGUCUCGGACCGAGAGACAAACUUUUAUAGAUUAGCGUGUGAUUUUUUAAAGCCGCGACGAUCCGAUUAUAUAAAGUAUAUAUAUA
Nasonia vitripennis (jewel wasp) is the source of this 4761-nucleotide messenger RNA. RefSeq names its product dachshund homolog 2 (gene dac). The coding region runs from base 944 to 3475 and encodes 843 amino acids. NCBI's taxonomy places the organism in Eukaryota, Metazoa, Arthropoda, Insecta, Hymenoptera, Pteromalidae. The transcript is spliced from 13 exons. The record is from RefSeq and is a predicted model, not a curated record.